AUGGUACAAUUAGUGUCGAUAUUAUUGUUAGCCGUAUUGUCGGCUAUAGUGAGCGCCGAUUUCCCGGUCAAUGACUACAAACUGGUGACCAAAUCGCGUGACUUUACGGGCAAAGUAGUAGUGGUGACGGGUUCGUCGUCGGGCAUCGGUGAGGGUAUUGUCCGUCUCUUUUCAUUACUCGGCGCUAACGUUACGGUCAAUGGACUUAAAGCCGAAGGCGUUCACAAAGUGGCCCUCGAGUGCCAACAGUUAUCCCCUUAUAAACUAAAGCCAUUGGAAGUGACGGCAGAUCUGACCAAAACGGCGGACAUCAAACGUAUGAUCGACGAAGUUAUCAAGACUUACGGCAAAAUUGAUGUAUUGGUCAACAAUGCGGGCAUUCGGUCGACACCAACACUCAUCACACAAUCAAACCUAAUGGCCGAAUGGGACCGACUCUAUGCCAUAGACCUCAGGGCUGUGGUUGAGGUGACACACGAGGCGGUGCCGCACCUCUUGAAAGUAAACGGCACUAUUAUCAACACCUCAGCCAUGGGUGGCAAAGCACCGAUGAUCACAAACCUGGCGUACGGACCCCUCAAAGCCGGUGUAGAUAUGCUGACCCGAGUGCUGGCCCUACAGUUGGGACCGUCCGGUGUGAGAGUUAACGCCGUUAACCCCGGAGCCACACAAGUACAGGAAAAGUUGGAUCCCCCGGAUGUUUGGGAAAAGACCCGCACAUUUACG
Medioppia subpectinata is the source of this 726-nucleotide messenger RNA. The record is from the annotation of a GenBank genome assembly. Lineage: Eukaryota; Metazoa; Arthropoda; Arachnida; Sarcoptiformes; Oppiidae.